This is a messenger RNA of Cryptomeria japonica (Japanese cedar), 3012 nucleotides long. RefSeq names its product disease resistance protein RPV1-like. The coding region runs from base 1 to 3012 and encodes 1003 amino acids. The transcript has 5 exons. Gene Ontology annotation, biological process: signal transduction; defense response. Lineage: Eukaryota; Viridiplantae; Streptophyta; Pinopsida; Cupressales; Cupressaceae. The record is from RefSeq and is a predicted model, not a curated record. Gene Ontology annotation, molecular function: ADP binding.
AUGCUCAAGACUGGCACACCUAUUAUUCCUAUUUUCUACCACGUUCAACGUGCUCAUCUCCGCCAUUUGAAAGGAAACUACGAAUCUUCGUUUACGGAGUAUCAAGAGAAGGGUAGAUAUGUAGACAAGUUUGAGGAGUGGAAGAAGGCACUCUACAAUGUGUCAUUUUAUGAGGGCGAAAUCGUCAAUGAUAAUGAGUACGCAACACAACUCUCUUCUGUACGUUUCUUAUUAGAGGAGCAAAAGCAAAAGCAAAGGGUGUUGAAGAAUAUUGUGAAUCGUGUAUUGAAAAUAAUGAAAAGAGGACCAUUAGAGGUUGCAACACAUCCUGUGGGUCUUAAAGAAGCCGUAGCAGAAUUUGAAAUGAAAAAUAGCGAAUCUGCAAAAAAUCAUUCUAAUGUUCAGCUUGUAGGAAUUUGGGGUAUGGGUGGAUCUGGGAAGACCACUUUGGCAAAAGAAUUAUAUAAUAAAAAAUGUUCAUCUAUAGAAAAAUCUAGUUUUGUUUUUGAUGUUAGAACUGCUGCAAGCAAAAACGAAUUGCACAUAAAGCAGAGACAACUCCUUGAAGAUUUUGGGUUUAAAUUUAGUGAUCAACCAUUUGACAAUAUAGAGCAGGGUAAGAUGAUUCUCUCUAAUUAUUUGACAUCUCUUCCUGUAUUUAUCAUUUUGGAUGACGUGGAUCAUAGGGAUCAACUAGAAAUUCUAUUGCCGGGAAAGGCUAGCCUUGCUUCUGGGAGUUUGAUCAUUGUCACAACACGGGACAAGGAAGUUCUCAAGGUUUGUGGCAUCUCUUGCAUUUACGUAAUGAAAUCAAUGAAUCAGUCUCAUGCCAAGCAGCGUUUUUGUUGGCAUGCAUUCCUGAAAUCUUCUCCAUUGUCGGGGUUUGAAGAUUUGGUUGAAAAAUUUGUAUGUGCUAGCAAUGGGUUACCCUUGUCUUUAAAGGUGCUUGGAGGUCAGCUUCAUGGUUGGUCUAAUAAAGAUUUGUGGGAGGAUGUAUUACAUAAGAUUUCUAGAAUAUUGCCAGAUGACAUUAUAAAUAGGUUGAGAGUGAGGUAUGAUGCUUUAGAUAAAGAAGAGCAACAAAUGUUCUUAGAUGUAGCUUGUUUUUUCAUUGGCAAAAACAAGACAAUUGCUAUCUCAGUUUGGGAAGGAUCAGGUUGGAGUGGUCUGUGGGGUUGGGAGAGGCUUGUGAAUAAGUGUCUUGUUGAAGUUAUUCAUAAGAACGAGAUAAGAAUGCAUGACCACCUAAGAGAUUUAGGUAGGGAAAUUGCAAGAACUCUUGUACCUCAUCGUCUAUGGUCUCCUAAUCAACUUACAUUGAUUAUCAAACAAGAGGAAAUAAGAGGAAUGAUAUUGAACCCAGCAAAUAAUGACGUUCACAACUUUCCUAAUUCCUUUUUGAAUACAAGCAUAUGGCUUCGUGGCUUCAAAAUGAUUAGAAGAGCUUUCCCUUACGGAUUAAAAAUUCUUGUGAUAGAAGAAAACUCUGGGAACAAUUUGCACAUUGCCAAAUUAUCAAGAGAGUUGGCAUGGCUAAGCUGCACCAGAAUUACUCAUAGAAAUCAUCCAUCAUGGCUCCGGUUGAAAAAUUUAAGAGUUUUAGAACUUUAUGAUUGCCCUGAGAUAGUUGGCUUGUGGAAGGAUGGAGUGGAGAGAUGUGAGCAUCUCACCUUACAAUCAGACAUCUUGGAAAACAUGACAAAGCUACAGUACUUGAAUCUUAAUCAGUGCACGCAAUUGGAGGAGUUGCCUCGUCAUAUCACAAAUCAGGUCUCUUUGAGUGAGCUCUAUUUAGAGGGGACGAGGUUAAGGGGGCUCCCAAUUAACAUCGGUCAACUCAGCAAGUUGAGAGUGAUGGAGAUAUGUCCAGAUAAAGGGUGUUUCCACGUACAGUCAUUUCCAGACUCUAUGGGGAGCCUUACUCUUUUAGAGCAAUUGUCAUUAAGGAAUUUAAAAGUUCUCUCUUUACCAAAAUCAUUGAAGCAGUUGAUUAAUCUUUGGACUCUGAAAAUAGUUAAUUGCCCAAUGGGCGAAUUGGAUUUUGGGCAGACAUUUUUGGGGAACAAUCUCAAGAAAAUAGAGCUGGGGGAGACAAGUGUGUCAAAGAUUACAAUUUCUAAAGACUGUUGUCCCCACCUUAAAAUUCUCACACUCUAUUGUAACAACUAUUUAACGGAGGUCAACACUCUACCAACAACAGUGGAGGAUAUCUUGAUCGAGAAUUGUAGAUUGCUAAGGAAAAUAAGUGGUAUUGGUGGCAUAGUAAGCCUUCAAUACCUGUGGCUAAGAUACUGUCCAAAUUUGGAAAAACUUCCAAGGUUUGAUAAAUUGGUUUCGCUGAAAGUUUUUAGACUAGGUGGUCGCAACAAAGUUGAGACAAUACAAGGUUUACAACACUGCACAUCAUUGGAGAGGCUUGAGAUAGAUGGUGGUAAAUGUUGGGAGGUGUCGGACAUAGAAAGCUGGGAGAACGUGCAAAGACUGACAAGUGUUCAACUCAUAGCAAAGAAGAAAUCAGCUGUGUUGCCUUGCAUUCAAACAAUUCAGAAAUGGCCGGAAGAUAUAACAAUAUUUACAAAGGCGGUUGCUGGUGCGGGGUCAUUUUUGAGCUCUCAAGCCUUUCCUAAACUCUCUGUCGUCCACUCCUUUGCUAAUGAAGAAAUUAUCAGCUAUAACAAGAAUAUUGAGUUUGAGCUCUUGAACCAUCCCUCUGAUGGCAAUGCAAUGAUGCUAUGUUUGGUAAUAAAACGCAAUUCAUUUAUGCGAUUGAAUAUUAGUUGGCGCAAUGAUAGGAAUAUUAGUGCGUUCAGAGGUUGGGAUAUGGAAGAGGGUAAAUGGACAUGGAUAGGUGUUUUCACCCAACAUUCUGAAUGCCUCGCUGCACGGAAAUGGUGCAUAUAUGGCAGCAUUAUGUACGGGGAAUGUGAGGUGGAGAAAGGAAUGGUGGUGAGGGGCGAUGAAGAGAGCGUGGUCAAAGGUUUCCACCGCUUGCUCACACUUCUAGCCUGUUGA